AGACCAACAAGACAUUGCAGUUCCAUUACUCACUCCACACUUCGGUCCUUGUCCAGGACUAUUAUGUGUAACUCAGUUCCACAAGAUCUAGUUAGUUCUUUCUAUAUCCAACUUUUUUUAAAUUUAUAUUUAUGCAUUUAUUACUUGCCUAAAUAAAUCACCUACCCCUUUCUUCCUCUUCACCGUAAAUUAAAUUUUUCUUUUUAUUAUUUUCAUUUCUAUUCUUCUAAUCUCAACACGUGUUCAGACACACUCCUAAGAAGUUUCACUUCUUUUUCUUCCAAUACACUCAGACAACAAAAAAAAAAAAAACCGCAGUUAGGGUUUUGUAAUAAUGGAUUACAACCGAGACGGCAACGUCGUUCAAAUCAUCACCUCCGGCGGCGGUGGAGGUGGUGCCGAUAGCUGGUCAACCGACCAAGCCGAUUGGGCAACGGAAGAUGAAUAUCGUUACUGGAACGGAAAUGAAGCCGGCGAAACCACGCCAUCUUCAAACUCGAAUUCCGAGAUACAACAACGGUCAGGAAGCGAGCCGCCGAGUAAGAAAUCAAGAAGCAAUUCACAAGAUGGCGGAUCGAAUCGAGCGAAAGCAAUCGGGAAAAUGUUCUUUAAGACGAAACUGUGUUGCAAGUUUCGUGUGGGGACUUGUCCUUAUAUAACAAACUGUAAUUUUGCUCAUAGUGUUGAGGAGCUUCGGCGGCCGCCGGCAAAUUGGCAGGAGAUUGUUGCUGCUCAUGAGGAAGAGAGAAAUGUGCUUGAGCAGCCGAGGGAAGAGUUUCAGAUUCCGACAGUUGGUUCGAGUACUUUUGUUGGGGAGAGUAUGAAUAAUAGGUCUUAUAAGGGUAGACAUUGUAAGAAAUUUUAUACUGAAGAAGGUUGUCCUUAUGGUGAUAGUUGCACUUUUCUUCAUGAUGAACAAUCAAAGAAUCGCGAAAGUGUUGCUAUAAGUUUAGGUCCUGGUGGUUAUGGUGGUGGUGGAGGUGGUAGUAUUGGUAGUGGUGGUGGUGGUGGUGGUGUUAGUAGUAGUGGCGUUGUUGUUGUUGCAGCUGGUGCAGCGGCCGCUGGAAAUGGACCUAAUUUGAAGCCUUCGAAUUGGAAAACUAGGAUUUGUAAUAAGUGGGAGAUGACAGGGUAUUGUCCCUUUGGCAACAAAUGUCAUUUUGCUCAUGGUGCUACAGAAUUACACAGAUAUGGAGGUGGGCUUAUGGAAGGAGAAAGCAGAGACACUGCUUCUGGUGUUGCGUCCGACACAAAACAGGGGGUUUUAUCAAAAAAUCAUGCUGAUAAUGUGGUUGCAUCAACUCCUGUUGCUCAAUCAGAUGUUUAUCAUAUUGGAGUCCCUUCACAGAGGCCUUCCAUUGUGAGCCAGAGGCCAGGACAGAGAGCUCAUCAGAAGUGGAAAGGUCCAGAUAAAAUCAGUAGGAUAUAUGGUGAUUGGAUCGAUGACUUCGAAUAGAGCUACAAUAACUUAUAUUCGCAAUCUCUGAAACUUUGAAAAUAGCUGAUGAUGAGGGCUUAUGUAAUCACCAUGUAGCUGAAUACACCAUGAUUUCCAUCCCCAUUUUGUUAUAUUAUCUAUUGUCUUAUGAUCCUUAGCUUCCAGCAGUUGUAGCACUUGCAUUUAUGUUUGGUAGAGGAUUCAUCCUUUUGAAGUUUUUCUUUCUGAGGUUUGAAUGUAACAACGGCUUCCUUGUAUGUGCAUCAGAUUGUGUCACAAUUGUUCUUUUGUUACCCCAUGUUGGAUCUAAUUUAAGAUUCUGGUUUCUAUUUUA
Molecule: messenger RNA, 1772 nt
Organism: Trifolium pratense (red clover)
Lineage: Eukaryota; Viridiplantae; Streptophyta; Magnoliopsida; Fabales; Fabaceae
Product: zinc finger CCCH domain-containing protein 12
Exons: 2
Coding region: 335-1456 (373 amino acids)
Molecular function (GO): metal ion binding; mRNA binding
Source: RefSeq, a predicted model, not a curated record